UGUACGGUAUACACAUUGCAACUCCAUCAAAAGCGUGGGACUGAUUCAUAUGUGUCUUAUUUCUCUCCUCCAGGUUCUCGAGGGCUUGGAUUACUUGCACACGAAAUGCAAGAUCAUCCACACAGACAUAAAGCCAGAGAAUAUCCUGCUGGAUGUGAAUGAGGUGUAUGUGAGACGACUGGCGGCAGAGGCCACGUUAUGGCAGAAGACCGGAGCUCCGCCCCCUUCUGGCUCCUCCGUUAGCACGGCCCCAAGGGAAAAACAGACGGGUAAAUUAUCAAAGAAUAAGAAGAAGAAAUUGAAGAGGAAAGCCAAACGGCAGCAGCGUCUGUUGGACGAGAGGCUGUUUGACCUGCAGAGGAUGGAGGAGUUGGAUGGAGUUUUGCCGCCGGAUGCUUCUGGAAACACACGAGCGCUCUGGAGGCUCAGCGAGGAUGGAGAGGGUGACGACAAACACGCACAAAUGAACGGUAACGGACACUCUAUAGGAGCUCUGAAUAAACACAGUCCAGAAUCGGGCUCGUCAUGGUUGGAGGAGGGCUGUAACGGCUUCGGACCCCUGCGCUUCUCCAGCCCUGGAUCGGGCCUGUCCGGCAUGUCUGGCUCCAUCCUGUCAGCUACCUCCGAGUCAGCUCUGUCCACUCUGUCCGGAUACUCCACGGAGCGCUCACUGCUCUCUCCCAACACGUGCUCUGCUGCUGAUUUCUUAGUGAAUCCUCUAGAACCUCAGAACGCAGAUAAAAUACGCAUCAAGAUUGCAGACCUAGGCAAUGCAUGCUGGGUGCACAAGCACUUUACCGAGGACAUCCAGACUCGCCAGUACCGAGCUCUGGAGGUGCUGAUCGGAGCCGAGUACGGACCCCCCGCUGACAUAUGGAGCACUGCGUGUAUGGCGUUUGAGUUGGCGACUGGAGACUAUCUGUUUGAGCCUCACUCAGGAGAGGACUACACUCGAGAUGAAGAUCACAUAGCUCACAUCAUUGAGCUGCUGGGUCCCAUUCCUCCACACUUCGCCCUGUCAGGCAGAUACUCCAGAGAAUACUUCAGCCGAAGAGGUGAAUUGAGGCACAUCUCCAGCCUGAAGCCGUGGGGGCUGUUCGAGGUGCUACUAGAGAAGUACGAGUGGCCGCUGGAUCAAGCAGCCCAGUUCAGUGACUUCCUGCUCACCAUGCUUGAGUCCAUCCCGGAGAACCGUGCCACAGCCGCCGAGUGUCUACAGCACCCCUGGAUCAACUCCUAACGCGCCGUUUUCCUUGUGUUCACUGCCUUUGUGCGGUCUGCGUCAUUUAGGUCCGUCUGAUCAUUUGGUGCACACACACAUCCACCUUUCAGAGCAUAAACUCACUGCUAAGGUAAAACCUACUGGAGAUACAGUAUCUGAGCACAGACCUAGCUAGAACCUCAAACCUAUGUUGUUUUUUAUAUAUUUAUUUAAAGAAGCUUUGAUCUCUGAACAUGAUGGAGACAAUGUCUGUAGUCAGAGUUUUCAUUGUACGGUCAUUUAAUUGUGUAGAAGGGUGACAUAUUUAUAUGUUAAAAUAGUGCCUUGACAUGCCAUCUGCAAAAACAAAAAAGUAAAAAAAAAAAAAAAAGCCCUCACCUUUUUAUAUUUCUCUGCGAAUAUGUGUGAGGAGUGCUUGUUUGUGCACAUACAGAACACUGUAUGAAUACUUGACUGAAUUCAAUAAAGACUUGAGCUCUUAAACCCUGUGUACUGAAGAAUAAAGGCUCACUUACAAACACAGAUGUCAUAAUGGAGUAUUUUUUUUUUAAUAAUCUUCAUGUGGUUACGAUAAUGUACUGUAACAAUGGAGCAUAUU
Messenger RNA from Sinocyclocheilus anshuiensis, 1820 nucleotides. Its product is annotated as SRSF protein kinase 3-like. The annotation marks the transcript as partial. Gene Ontology annotation, cellular component: nucleus; cytoplasm. The record is from RefSeq and is a predicted model, not a curated record. Gene Ontology annotation, molecular function: ATP binding; protein serine/threonine kinase activity. NCBI's taxonomy places the organism in Eukaryota, Metazoa, Chordata, Actinopteri, Cypriniformes, Cyprinidae. The transcript is spliced from 9 exons. Gene Ontology annotation, biological process: intracellular signal transduction; regulation of mRNA processing; peptidyl-serine phosphorylation.